Messenger RNA from Clonostachys rhizophaga, 1197 nucleotides. The record is from the annotation of a GenBank genome assembly. NCBI's taxonomy places the organism in Eukaryota, Fungi, Ascomycota, Sordariomycetes, Hypocreales, Bionectriaceae.
AUGAACAAAUUGAGCCAAGACAUCAUCGACCUCAUCUGCGGCCAUCUCUGGAGCAACGACGACGAAGAGCUUUUAAAACUGUGGUCCUACCGCGGUCUCUCCAGACAAUGGCAAGCGGCUGUUGAAAGAAAGAUGUUCGCAUCGCUUUCAAUACUCAGUUAUGAGGCCGACAAUUUUAUUCGUCGUUUCGAUUCCGACAGGGCUCGCUAUGUCCGAGAGCUUCAUUUCCAUGCCAUGUCCAAUGUCCCCAAACCCCUCAAGGAAAACCAGGUAGCACGUUACCCGCAGUAUGAGGACAAUGGCGUACAUGCGGUAUUAUUGGCUAACUUUACCACCGUCAUGAAACUCAUCGCCAAGUGGGAGGUCGAAUACCCAAUCUUCUUCUCGAUUUCGGGUACUUACCUUCGGUUAAAUGAGAAGUCCCUUCUCAAGUUCCCUAUUAUCAAGAACAUAACAACAUUCAGCUGUAUCGUCGAAAAUAUGGACCCAUUUGACUCGUGCAACCUGGCGACACGAAUGCCAGAGCUGAGGAAGUUUCGUUUUGCGAUUCAGCACCACACAAAAGAACAACGCUCCGACUUGGCUGAUGAGAUAGGGACGUGGGGCGAGAAACUGCCACACCUCGAAAGCCUUGAGAUUCUGGGAGAGUAUAAUGUCCGAAUUAGACAACACCCCCUUAACCACCCGGAGGACAUGAGAAAUGAAGCCGGCGUUGAUAGGCUAUGCCAAGAGCUGCGGCUUCUGUCGCAGAAAAGGGGCUUCAAGCAUCUCAGGAUGGAGCACUUCCCCAUUUCUAGGGAGCUUUUUGAGGACACACUGAAUCCUGAAGCGAAGAUGAGCUGGCCAACUUUGGAAGAGUUCAUGCUUCUGCCUCAUGAGAUAUCAUCCACAGGCGAAUGGUUCCUCUUAGACGAGCAUGGUGGAGGUAAGCUUGGCGGUUUCCGCUACAGGCACGAUGAUGCAGCCCAAGCUCCGAUUAUUGAAUUGUUUACGAGAGCAACUAGUUUGGAGAGUAGCCCGGCAUUGAAACGAGCGGGUUUGGGCUUCCGAACUGAAGUCCAACUUAAUGAACAUCAGCUCGAGGCAACCUAUCAAAUACGGGCGAGCUCUAAAGGGAAGGAAUACGUGGGGCGCCUCAAAGGGAAGGAAGACAUGGAUACCUUAUUUAAUUUUCGCAUCCGCAAUGGCUGUGAUUAA